AUGACAGAAUCGUUUCAACAAGUUCAUCAAUAUACUGGAUUACCAUGGUGGGCAUUGAUUCCCAUAGCUACUUUCACAUUAAGAUCAAUAUGGACCAUGCCUUUAGCAGUAUUACAAAGAAAGAGAUUACAAAAACAAUCAGCAUUACGUCCUAUAAUCAGUGCUACCAAUCCAAUAUUAAAAAUGAAUUUAGCUAAACAAGUUAAUAAAGCAAAAGCUAAAGCUACUAAACAAUUAGAAAAGAUUGAUUCCGGGAAAUCUGAAGAUUAUAGUGAAUUACUGAACCCAUUAGUUAAUAUGAAAUAUGAACAAAUCUUAAUUCUUAGUGCUAAAGAAACCAGAAAGAGACAAAAACAAUUAUUUAAAAGAUUUAAUAUUCAAAUUUAUAAGAAUUUCUUAUUACCAAUAUUUCAAAUCCCAUUAUGGAUUAUAAUGUCAAUUACCAUGAGAGAUUUAAGUGGUUGGUCAAGUUGGGAUAAUUUACAUAAUAAAGCAUUAGAUCCUACUUUAUAUACUGAAGGAUUAUUAUGGUUUACUGAUUUAACUAUUAAUGAUUCUUUACAUGUAUUCCCAUUAUUAUUAGGGAUAACAUCAUUAGCUAAUAUUGAAUGGUCAUUUAAAACAUUGGAAUUACUGAGAUUAACUAAACGACAAUCAAGAAGACCAACUUUCAUUGAUGCUAUGGGUAAUUUGUCAAGAUUAAUGGUUAUCUUUAUGAUGUCUAUAUCAACUCAAGCUCCAGUAGCAUUAACCUUAUAUUGGUUAAGUAGUCAAUUAUAUUCAUUAAUUCAAAAUAUUAUAAUGGAUUUAUUAAUGCCAAUAAGUUUUACACCAAAAAAGAGAUUAAAUUAUUCUCAAUCAACCAAUAAGAAUUCAAUUGAUAUAAUUAAUCAUUAG
Hemisphaericaspora subhashii is the source of this 897-nucleotide messenger RNA. Its product is annotated as membrane insertase. Gene Ontology annotation, biological process: mitochondrial respiratory chain complex IV assembly; protein insertion into mitochondrial inner membrane from matrix. NCBI's taxonomy places the organism in Eukaryota, Fungi, Ascomycota, Pichiomycetes, Serinales, Debaryomycetaceae. The record is from RefSeq and is a predicted model, not a curated record. Bases 1 to 897 code for a protein of 298 amino acids. The transcript has a single exon. Gene Ontology annotation, molecular function: membrane insertase activity. Gene Ontology annotation, cellular component: mitochondrial inner membrane.